AUGUCACUUGGAUGUCGGGAAGCUUUUGAAGUUUUCAAGCUGGAUCAUGCUGACAGUGUAACCAUUGAGGACAACAAACAGCUUCUAAAACAGAGGUUUACUGAAGCUAAAUGCCUUGGAAAAAAAUUAAAUGAAGUGAGAAAUAAAAUAAAUCAUCUGAAAGGAGAAAUAACCCAGAGGCACAUUCAGAGGGCAGCUCUAGCUGUUUCCAGCCCUUCUGAAGAGCUAAAUACACUUGAUCCAGUAGAAGAGAAACUUCGAAUGCAAAUUGAAGAAGAAAAAAAAAGUUAUAAAACAGUGUUCAAUCGCUUGAAAGGACUGAAGGUAGAGAUUGAGCACCUGCAGCUUCUUAUGGAAAAAGUCAAGAUGAAGCUGCAAAAAGACUUUGAAAUCUGGUGGUCUGAAGAGGCAACAAAUUUACAGUUCUCUGCCAGAAAUAUCAAUUCAUCAGCCAACAAUGAACAAACUACGGCAGAGUUAGAAAAUUUCUCAGAGACCACAGGAGUCAGCCCUAAUGAAGAUCCAGCUGGGAAAAACAAUUCAAUCACUUCUAGUAACCCUACCUUAAAAACAAGGGCCCCACCAAGUUCAAGUACAUCUAUUCCUCUGACUGGAGACAGCCAGGCUGAUGCUGACAUCCUAGCUUUCAUUAAAGCAAGACAGAACAUCCUGCAAAAGAAAGCUGGUACUAAUUUAGCUGUAACAAUUGACGUUGAAUAA
This is a messenger RNA of Pelecanus crispus (Dalmatian pelican), 720 nucleotides long. The record is from RefSeq and is a predicted model, not a curated record. NCBI's taxonomy places the organism in Eukaryota, Metazoa, Chordata, Aves, Pelecaniformes, Pelecanidae.